Patiria miniata (bat star) is the source of this 1194-nucleotide messenger RNA. RefSeq lists its product as uncharacterized. The coding region runs from base 67 to 558 and encodes 163 amino acids. Lineage: Eukaryota; Metazoa; Echinodermata; Asteroidea; Valvatida; Asterinidae. The transcript has 4 exons. The record is from RefSeq and is a predicted model, not a curated record.
UCGGUGCAUGGUCCUCAGGUUUCACAUACAAUUUGGCCAGAGCUGUUAAACUGAUCAGUCGCGAAAAUGCUCCGAAUCCUGCUUGCAUGUCUGAUGCUUGUCGUCAGUAGAGUGGAGAGUAACUGGAAUGCCGGAGAAAGCGAUUCAUCAAAAGCAAAAAUGGGAUUCAGUCGCAUCAAUAUGACAUGCAACGACGCUGAGGAUGUGUGUCAACACUGUGUCAUAAUUCCCCUCUUUGGACAGGAAUUCUUAACAGUUGUCGAAUACACGAAGGACCCUUACCAACUCGAGGUCAGUGUCCAAGAAGGAAGACAAUCCAGAGAAUGGACCUUUUCUCAAGACGACCUAGCUGGAAAGUAUCGGUGGUGCGAAUCCGCCUACUCCGAAGCCAGUUGGGACUACGACCACUCAUGGAGAUACACCAUUUGCUACGAAAACAUCUUUGAUGAUAUCUCCGUACCCGAAGAUUGCGCUAAGCCUCUUGCCGUCGUAACGCAUGAAAGUCACUAUUACGACGACGAAGUACGCGGUCAGCAGAUGCUGUUUUGCCUGCCCUAGUUUGCAUGGUUGUAAUCAAUGAUUAAGUCAUCACAAGUCAUAGCAAGCAAUUGUGCGGUAGACAAAACAUACUGGAGUCGAAUUUAUUAAUUCAACUUGAAAUUAUUGCCGACUUCCGUGGGACCCUUUUUUGUUUUUGGGUUUCCCGGCCCACACAAAUUCUACCAUUGCCGAUUGUCUGUUCACCUAACCCGAAGGCCACAACAUAGGCGACACAUAUUAUAUAUAAGCCUUGGCAAGGGCGGAUCCAGGGGGCCCAAACAAAACAAUUUUUUUAAAGUGGCGUCGCAUCAAAGGCAGGCACUGCGUACACCACCAUCUAUUCCUCCUAAAGAUUUAGUUUAAGUGGUUAGAAAUAGCCUCAGAUUGCACCACAGAGCAUCUAGAAUCCAAUUUUUUCUGGGCCCUUAAUAAGCGGGCCCCGAAACCCACGCCGCCUUUUUUUCGAGACACUUUUUGGAAGACCAAAAUUUGUUUGGCGUCCCCCCCCCCCAAAAAAAAAACAAUUGUGUUCUGGAUCCGCCCUUGAGCGUUGGUUGCUAAGAUCAGCAAAAAUCAGCCCCGUUUCCUAUAAGGCCAAAAAAGUCUCCGGUUUCUAGUAUGGAGCUUGCCCAAAAAGUGGUGCGGCGAUGCGGC